Asparagus officinalis (garden asparagus) is the source of this 1349-nucleotide messenger RNA. Its product is annotated as cellulose synthase-like protein E6. Gene Ontology annotation, molecular function: cellulose synthase (UDP-forming) activity; mannan synthase activity. Lineage: Eukaryota; Viridiplantae; Streptophyta; Magnoliopsida; Asparagales; Asparagaceae. Gene Ontology annotation, cellular component: trans-Golgi network; plasma membrane. The record is from RefSeq and is a predicted model, not a curated record. The transcript is spliced from 3 exons. Gene Ontology annotation, biological process: cellulose biosynthetic process; plant-type primary cell wall biogenesis. The annotation marks the transcript as partial.
UUUCUUUUUCUCAAUCUCUUGUCAAUAAAGGUGGAUUUUCACGGCAUGGAUGGUCAUGGCGGACCACUUUAUAUUGGUUCUGGUUGUUUUCAUAGAAGAGAGAGCUUAUGUGGGAAGAAAUACAGUGAAGCGUAUAAGGCUGAAUUAAGAGGAGACAGGCCUAGCAUAGCUCAAUCAAAUGUAUACACCUUGGAAGAGAGAGCAAAGAACCUAGCCACAUGCACAUACGAAGAAAACUCUCAAUGGGGAAAAGAGAUGGGAUUGAAGUAUGGCUUCCCUGUAGAGGAUGUGAUCACUGGCCUCUCAAUACAAUGCAAAGGAUGGAAGUCCGUUUAUUACAAUCCUCAAAGGAAAGGAUUCUUAGGCGUUGCUCCAUCGACGCUGUCACAAACACUUGUGCAGCAUAAGAGGUGGUCUGAAGGAGAUUUCCAGAUAUUUCUGUCAAAGUAUUGUCCCUUUAUAUAUGGGCAUGGGAGAAUAUCUCUUGGCCUUCAGAUGUGUUACUCCACGUAUUUCUUUUGGGCCCCUAACUCACUGCCGAUUCUAUACUAUGCCAUCGUCCCUGCUCUUUUUCUUUUUAACGGAAUUUCCCUGUUCCCAAGUCUCUCCAGCUUGUGGUUCAUAUCAUUUGCAUUUGUAGCCGGAGCCAGUUUCAUUUACAGCAUAGUUGAAUGCCUCUGUCUAGGAUACACACUGCAAGGGUGGUGGAAUGAACAAAGGAUAUGGCUGUUUAAGAGGACAACCUCAUACCUUUUUGCACUAGUAGACACAUUCCUCAAAUUGCUAGGUGUUACAAAGUCGGCAUUCAUAAUUACUGCAAAGGUAGUUGAUGAAGAGGUCUCAAAGAGGUAUGAAAAUGAGAUGAUGGAGUUUGGCUCAUCUUCCCCGAUGUUUGUCAUUCUCACUACAAUUGCAAUGCUCAAUCUUCUUUGCUUAGCUAUUGGAGUUAAGAGAAUGGUAAUGGAUGAGGGAGUUGAGAUUUUAGAUUCACUACUUCUGCAAAUUCUCAUUUGUGGGCUUAUAGUUCUGAUUAAUGCUCCAGUUUACCAGGCUUUGUUCUUAAGAAGUGAUAAUGGCCGCAUGCCAACUAACGUAAUGUUUGCUUCAGCCUUUUUGGUUCUGAUAGCUUAUAUGAUUCCUAUGGUGUAGCCUUAUGACGAAGUCCUUCUUUCAAUCUGCUAUUUUGGUGUAGUUUGCUUGUUUCUCGUAAAUUUUUCAAUAACAUCUUGGUUUAAUUAUUCUAGUAGAUUACAGUUGUAUAACAUACAAAUAAUAAAUAUUCUAUAGUGAAAAUUGUAGCAAUGAAAUUCUCAUGCACCAAAAAAGGAAAUUAUGCCGUGGUUAUUCCA